Fragaria vesca subsp. vesca is the source of this 3267-nucleotide messenger RNA. RefSeq names its product cation/H(+) antiporter 4-like. The record is from RefSeq and is a predicted model, not a curated record. Bases 1 to 3267 code for a protein of 1088 amino acids. NCBI's taxonomy places the organism in Eukaryota, Viridiplantae, Streptophyta, Magnoliopsida, Rosales, Rosaceae. Gene Ontology annotation, cellular component: membrane; endomembrane system. Gene Ontology annotation, molecular function: antiporter activity. Gene Ontology annotation, biological process: proton transmembrane transport; regulation of pH. The transcript is spliced from 4 exons.
AUGUCGCACAAUGUGUUCGGAACAUUCACUACCGAGAUUCCUGCAAGUGAAUUAUGUGUAAAUUUUCCACCUCGCGUUAAUUCGGUUGGCUUAUGGAAUAGAUCUGAGCAUACAGUCCUAAAUAUGACAGCUCAAUUUGGGAAGCACUCUUUUCCACUUCCAAAUCGUUCAAUGCCAUUGCUGGAAUUAGAAAUGACUUUCAUGUACAUCCUCACGCAGUUCUCGUAUUUCUUUCUCAAGAUGUUUGGCCUCUCUGGCUUUAUCGCUCAAAUUGUGGCUGGAAUACUCCUAGGUGAUGUAGGAUUUCACAGAAUUACCGAAAAAAAAGAUAUGCAAAAUCCCAUGUUUACCUUCACCAAUCAAGAAAUACUCAAUCUAAUAGCUUUGCUUGGAUAUACGCUCUUCUUAUUCUUAAUCGGAGUCCAAAUCGAUUUGAGCCUAAUCUGCAAAACUGGAAGAAAGGCCGUGUAUGUUGGUGUUUCAAAUUUUCUUGUUCCUAUGAUGGUUGGCAUGGGAGCUGUUCUUUACUUUCACCGUAACUGGCCAUUAGGGAACGGACAAGCUGUUCAGCUUUUAUUUGCUACAGCUAUCCAGUGCUCGACUACGCUUCCAGUCAUUGUUUCUCUCCUUAAUCAGCUUAAGAUUUUAAACUCGGAACUUGGCCGACUUGGAUUAUCUUCUGUACUCAUCAGUGACCUACUUUAUGUGUUCGUCGUCCUCAUCGGAUCCGCUGCUAAAAGCAUGGACUAUGAUUUGUUAACAGGUGCGCUCAACUUAGGCAUAUUAGUGGCAUUUGUUUUGAUUGUUUUCUACGUCGGUCGCCCAAUUAUGUUUUGGAUGAUUAGACAAACCCCUAAGGGAAGAGUGGUGAAGAACAGCUAUGUAAUGUGCAUCAUGAUAGCAUUUUUGUUCUCCGGGGUGAUUACACACUGGUGUGGUAUGACUGUUACGGCCGGACCUUUUAUCCUAGGUUUGGCAGUGCCUAGCGGACCGCCGUUGGGAUCUACACUGGUAAAGAAGCUUGACUUUAUCACCAACUCGGUGUUCAUGCCGGUGUUUGUAAUAACAUGCAUGAUGAGGGUUACACUACUGCCAGAAGUGCCUCGGGCUCACCAUUGGGUAGUUGUCGCAACUGGAGUUAUCAUCGUUACAGUAUUUCUCAGCAAAUUUCUGGCAUCUUUGGUGCCUGCCUUGUGUUGCAAGAUGCCUGUGAGUGAUGCACUGGCACUUUCUCUCAUAUUGAGCAGUCAAGGCGUUCUUGAGAUGGCUGUCUACUCUUUGGCUCGAGACACUUGGGUUAUAACUUUAUCAAUGUAUAAUGCUCUACUUUGUGGCGUGGUUAUUAAUGCAAUCUUCAUUCCACCCUUGGUAAAACGAUUGUACGAUCCUAAAAGGAAGUACACAGGCUAUGAGAAAAGAAACAUCUCGAAUUGCAAACCAAAUUCCGAGCUUCGAAUUCUAGCAUGUGUCACUAGAUGCGACAACACUCCGGCGAUCAUUAACCUCAUCGAUGCCGUGUGUCCGACACAAGAGAGCCCAAUUUCUGUGUACGUCCUCCACCUCAUCGAGCUAGUCGGCCGGACCACUCCGAUCUUCAUUUCUCACAACAAACAAAAAAGAACUGUCUCCAACUUCACCUCGUCGGAAAAUGUGAUCCUCUCAUUUGAUCACUUCCAAAGAGACAACGCCGGAGCAGUGAACGUGAACGUGUUCACAUCUAUUACUCCGGCGCAGUACAUGCACGACGACAUCUGCACCCUCGCCCUUGACAAGCUCACAUCCCUUAUAAUCCUCCCCUUCCAUCGAAAGUGGUCAAUCCUUGGCUCAAAUACUACAAUUGAAUCAGAGAACGAGAAAAUCCGAGAAGUGAACAUGAGCGUGCUUGAAACAGCGCCGUGUUCGGUUGGUAUUCUUGUGAACCGCGGACGCAUUCAAAGCAUAGAGGCCGCAACCGCAACGAUAUCAGAGACAUUUCGAGUGGCAAUGAUUUUCUUGGGAGGAAACGACGACAGGGAAGCACUCGUCUUCGCUAGACGCAUGGCCAAGGACUCUUGCAUAAGCCUCACGGUGAUACAUUUACUUGAUUCAGUUGAAUACAAGGAGGAAGACAACAACGGAGUCAAGCUGGACAAAGCCAAAUGGGAGAGGCUACAAGAGAGGGAGAUGUUGAGGAAUAUGGACAUGAGUAGUGGGAACAGGUACGUGAGUUAUGUGGAGGUGGUGGUGGAAGACGCAGCGCAAACGACGACAAAACUAAGGUCAUUGUUGGAUGAAGAUGAAUACGACAUGUUCAUUGUUGGGAGACGACACAAGGUGAAGAGUCCCCAGACUUCAGGACUGGAACAAUGGUGUGAGUUCCCAGAGUUAGGGAUUAUCGGAGACCUGCUAUCCUCCACCGACUCGCACAGUAAAGCUAGUGUAUUGACUGUUGAUGAGCUGAAAUACAAGCUUUUCUCCAUCAAUUAUGAACUAGAAUCAGCGAAAAUAAGGGCGAGCCACGAGAUAAGCAAAAAUGAGGAGAUUACAAAGCAGUUGUUUCAUCUCUUGAAGGCAGCUUGUCGAGAAAGAGAUGAAGCGAAAGACCAGUUGCAAAACCUACUCAAAAUGUUCUUGCCCAUACCAGCUGAAAAUGAAACAAGCCCUAUAUUCUCUGAUUUCAACAAUGAAAAUAAUCAGAUUCUGCAAAACGCCUCAGAAUUCUCAGCAGUUAAAGAACCAGAUGUUAUAUCCAAAACUAGUUCAUAUCCCACUAUACGCAACUUUGCUGUUGAUUCAAGUAACUCAGGAUUUCCCAAGAAUGCUGCUGUUCAAGAAUGUGAUGAGUCCAUUCCGGUGGCUACAAUGUCUUCAUCGAACUCAAAGAAAACUGAUCUCGCUGAUGUUUUGAUUGAUAAUAUUGUUAGGGUCAGACCACUGCCUAAGAAAGGAAGAUUGUUCCAGGCUGUAUUUGAAAAUGAGCCUUUACUUCAGACACUUCUUGUUGCUCCUCUUCCCAAGUGGAAAAACCCUCCACCUAUUCCUCCUUCAAAAAGUUCAUCCAAUCUCAUUUAUGGAUGUGACUUGCCCACAGAAGAACAGAUUGAAGCAGUCAGUCCGAUUCGUGCAAUACAAGAAUCCAGCUCACCCAGACUUUCUCCUAUACCAUCUUCAUCUGUGUUGAACUUUGCACAUGGUUCUGCAAGUAUGAAGACUGGAGUUGAUAACAAUUCAAGUGAUCUCAUGCAUAGUCAGAUUGGAACCUCUAAGAGAAGGAAUAAAUGGUUAUGA